AGCCAAAUGAACUACUCAAGUGCUUAAGCAGUGAUUGGUUCACUCAUUGGCCAUAGCUCAGACGAACCAACUCCGCAACUCUCUUUUGUUUAUAAAAAGCAAAAUGGGAUUGACGUGGCAGCGGCUGAGAUUUAAUUUGUUAAUAUUGGUAAUUGCACUGAUAGCGUCUUGCCAAUUAAUUGCAUUUACUAGCGCACAGGAAGCACAACAGCCAUGGUAUGAAAAUUUGCCUGCUGUUGCAAUGGAUUAUAAGGUGCACAUAGAUGCCGGCAAGGAGGACUGCUACCAUCAGUAUGUGCAAGCGGGUGCUACCUUUUACGUUUCCUUCAGUGUGGUUCGUGGAGGAGAUGGUAUGGCUGGCUUUGCUGUUCGCAAUCCGUCUGGCACUAUCGUUAAGCCUUAUCAAUGGCAAGCCACAGCAGACUAUACUGAUCAAGUCUCUCCCGGAGGAUAUUAUUCCGUUUGCAUCGAUAAUCAAUUCUCACGCUUCGCUGGCAAAUUGGUCAACAUUUAUAUAACAGUGGUUAAAUACGAUGCUUGGGAUAAAUACGCAAAGGAAAUUGAGGAGUUGCAGCUAAAUAUGCAGAAUUUCACAACUACAAUUGGUACAGUGGAGCGAAAUAUUAACGAAAUAUUGGGCUAUCAGGCGCACAGCAGACAUCGAGAGUCGAGGGAUUAUGCGUUGCUGCUUGAUAAUAAUUCCUACAUACAAACGUUCUCCAUUAGUCAAAUUAUUGUCAUACUGAUCACCUGUUCCAUUCAGGUAUUUUUCGUUCGCAAACUAUUUGAUGUGAGAUCUAGCUCGAAGAGCCGUAUAUAGAUGCUAAUUGUGCACAAUACGUUUAUGAAAACUUGUAUACUUUCCUCUACUUUUUUAUACGUACACCACCCGAGCACGCACACACACAUAUUUCCAUUCCUCACAUGCACACACCCACAUAACAUCAUUAAUAUGUAAUUAUUUUAUUGUUGGCAAACAGAACAAGUGCGAAGCUGAAUAGAUUAUGAACUACAACAACUAUUUAUCAUAUAUACUAAUCAUGUGAUAAAUGCAAAUGUGUGAGUUUUUU
Drosophila navojoa is the source of this 1070-nucleotide messenger RNA. It is a transcript of the gene loj, whose product is annotated as p24 family member logjam. The record is from RefSeq and is a predicted model, not a curated record. Lineage: Eukaryota; Metazoa; Arthropoda; Insecta; Diptera; Drosophilidae.